GAUCUCCUUUGUAACUAUACUGCUGAGAAACCAUUUAAACUUAACGCUGGCCAAGCAAGUGAAAGGUAGUUUGUUUUUUUAGUGUGAUCUUUUUCAGAUUCGUAACACAUGUGCACAAAUGAAAUGGGUUUAUCGACUACAAAUUUUGCGCUCUCCCACCCUCCAUUUAAAUUCCAGAAUACCCCACUUAGAGCCCGUGUCAUUUUCUGCCCCCCUUCCCCCUUAACAGUUCCGAAGGACUAACUGCUUACAUCUUGCUAAACUCUCUCCUUGGUGAAUACUCGGAAGGCAUAGAAUGCCUAGAACAUCAUUAUUUUCUGUCCCCUCAUUUGCAAUAUAAUGUAACCAGUGAUGUUGAAUGGAAAAUCUUGGAAACGACAGACAACACAGCGUUGGAAGAGCUUUACUGUGACGAAAAUAUUGAGGGAAUAUUUAAGCUAAACCCAGCCCAAGCUAUCGAAGGGAGUUUCUUUUCCUAAUGUAAUUUCUGUUGGACUUUAUCAUAAGCGGAGCAAAAUUACUGAAUGCUGAUUGGCCGAGACAGAGGGCUUUUUUUCUUAAUCAGGAGGGCACUUUUGGGAAAACUUUGAAAAUACGCGUGAAGUUAAUCCUUAAUUGCACUCAGGCUCGUGCUAUUGGGUGUUAGAAUCAGGUGUGAGCAAAUGAAAUAGGUGUUGAUCAAGCAGAAAUUUUGGCCUUCCUUUCCCCCUACAUCCCACAACAGCUGUAAAAUAUUGUUGUGAUACUCAAACAAUCUUUUAUUUCCCCUUUUGUGAUAUUUCUUUGUAAUAGAGAUACUCUGCCUCCAUGGAAAAAAGAUAUUUCAAUUAAAGGUAUCAGCAUUCCCUCUUCAUUGGAGCAAACGUCGGGAAAUUACGCUUUAAGCUUUGGAAAUAUAAGGCAGUUGUCUACUCCACCUUGCUCGACUUACCAAUACAACCUGCCCUAUGCGAACAGGAAAUGGUACUCGGAAGAUGUCGGAUGUUUGUACAACAAGGAACUCUCGGUAAACCUAUCUGCAUCAUGAGUCACGCUCAUUUUAUUAGUGCAUCUUUAGAGUGUGUUAACAAUUUUUGACUUCGAGUGCUCAAACUCAUACGCAGCUAUACCUUUAAGAUCCUCCCAUGCACUUUUGUUUUUUUUCCCACAACAUUCUCGAAAUAGCUAUAAAUUUUUAACGAACUGGUGUCCUUCCUGUGUCCUCUCUAGGCACUUCUUGACAUUAUUGUAAGGGUUGUUUCCUCAAUGUUUACGAUAAAGAUAAAGAUAGCACAGUACCCAGUAAAUACUAUCAGGCAAGAGAAUAUUGAUAUUCUCUUGAAUCAGACCCACCAUAUUACACCCUGCAAAAAUACUCAAAACUUCAAAAGAUAAGAAAAUAAUUACUUGUAAAACUAGCUACCUCAAACUUGACUGCGUUGGUCGAUCUGCACUGAUAUCAAAUCAAAUUUGCAUUCUGUUACAAAGGGAGGAAACAUGCGAGAACCGACAAAGCAAGCUUGUCUUAAAGUGCUACCGCAAAUUGCUACAGACUAUAAAUUCGAUUUCAAGGCAAAAGAUCAGAGGUACUACCCGAUCUUUCAAUCAAAAAGAAGCGUGGAUCAAGUAAACAUUACAUUGCCCACAAAAGGAAAGUUGAAAGGAUGGCAAAAAAGAUUUGUACAUAACGAGGAAGUCAACUUCUUAAAAUGGUAGGAAUCUCUUGUUCACAGAUUGUAAUGAUCGGAAGAAUUGUAACAAAAUGUAUCUUUAAUUUCUCAGUAAAAAGUUUUUCGUUCACUUCACUUCGGCAGCUGCAUCUUGAAAACUGAGAAUAAAUACAUACUAACAAGCGAAAAGAUCGGAAGGGAAAGUACUUGGUUGCAGGUCGACGUCACGACAUAGGGGUCAAGCACGCAAAACAACAACAUAAAAUUAUUUGCCAUCUAUCGCGUGUGGACAAAAAAACUUAGAAUUCAUUCAAAAGCGUGACUUUUUUAUUAUUCUAUUUUAAGUUUUCAUUCAGUAUUUCAAUUCACGCAUAGGGACGCCAAAGAACCGUGCGAUUACGGGACUGGUCUGUUUUUUUCUAAACUGACUCACGUCAACUCGUUAGACCCUACACACGUCAACCUUAAGUACGGUUUUCUUUAGGAUUUUGCGUGCGGGUCGUAAGAGUCAGACGAUAAAAACUGUAAGUAUAUGCGGUGAGUGGCAAUUCGGUAGCCAGCAGUGGCCAUUUCUCGAGCUGUGAAGUGGCGAGGUAAAUAUUCACCUCUAGGCACCUCCACCUCGAUGAAUAGGUGUUAACUAUCAAAAGUAGUCGCAUGCUAUGGCGUGAGGUCAACCGGAAAAAGUACGAGAAAAUGAGUCGAGUUAGGCAUUUUUUGAAAAUGCACAAGAGGACAAAACUGAAUGGGACCAUGGGGUCUUUUAAACAGUCAAUCCUUUCUGUUUUCGCUUUUUUUCAGGGCUCCUUCUGGGAAUUCUAUAUCAAUAAGAGUACCCGAAAAAAGGCCGGUUGUUCCAAGCCACUGGUCCUAUACACCAGUCAGUGAGCCAUGUACACGAGUGACGUUAGACUCAUCUUCAUGGGAAUUCAAAGACGUUGAACAACUAUUCAAAGCGUCGAUGAGUAAUGUGGUGAUUAAGAAAAUCGACCGCGUGCAGAAUCCUUUCAUGUGGGAAAAUUUUCAAAGGUAGGGAAAACCCUGAGCUGACGCAAAUAAGAAUUCAUGAUGGUCUAAAGAAAGGGCGUGAAAGGAAAUCAACCCCCUCCUCCCCCAUCCCGUCCUUCCUCGCACUGGACGCUUUUUCUAAAAUAACAAACAACAAUUUUCAAAUGGAAUUUGCAAGUGUUUUGAUGUAAUACGAAGGCUGCUCGACAGUGUUGUCUACCCUUCCAAUAUUUCUUUACAGCGCGCAUCACGAAACGUUUACAACCAGCCUUUUUUACCAGCAAGCCAAGCAAAUUUGUCUCAUCUUUUACAAAGAUAGCGAAAAAAUUCCAUCUUUCUUCAAAUCCCCAUGUAAUAUUUGAAAAUUGGAGAAUACCACAGAAGAAAUAUCACCGCAUGUUCUUUAGCUUUAGCUGGACGCGUUAUGUCUCGCACAACGUUGAAGAAACAUCUGUGAGCAAAUAUGUUUGAUGAAUCAUUAAAAAAAGCUAUUUUGUUGAGUAAACGAUUGAUCAUUAUGGCCCACAUACUAUGUAGAGUUAUGAUAUCACACAUAACCUGUUUUAAGAGGACAUUCUGUAAACCCUGACGCAUGAGAGAUAAAUUUUUAAAUUUCUUUCGCUAGGAAAAAGGACUAUAUGACAGCAAUAGCACAUGGCAAUGAACAGAUGGUCAACGAGAAAAGAUUGUUUCAUGGAACCAGUCCAGAUUCCGUAAAGGCCAUCUGUAAAGAGAACUUUGAUUGCCGUCUAAGCGGCAGUGCAAACGGUACUUCAUAUGGUCAUGGAAGCUACUUUGCAGUGAAUGCAUCCCUUAGCCAUUGGUACACGCAAGCAGAUGCCAACAAGUCUCGGUUCAUGUUCUUGGCCAAAGUCCUUGCAGGUUCGUAUAUAAUGGGUGACCCCAGCUAUCGAAGACCGCCGCCGAAGGAACUGUCAGAUCGAGUUAAUGCCCGCUAUUAUGACUCAUGCGUGGAUGACGAGUCGGAGCCAACGAUGUUUAUUGUCUUUGAUAUCGAUCAGCACUACCCAGAGUAUGUCAUUCAGUAUCAGUCUGAUUAGAUGCGUCUGAAAGGAUUCAAUUGCUUGAGAACAAUAACGUCCAAUCUGUAACUUUCCACUUCAAUUCACUCAAUUUGCGUUGGUCUCGGUACACUUUCUAGAAAGUACAUCUUUCAGGAAAGCUGCGGAUAAUCAUCGUCGACUAAAAGUUAGGACGCAUAUAAUGGCAAAGGAAAAUGUUUCAACUUUUAUGUCUUUCUUACUUUCUUUUUUUUUAAGAUUAACAAAAUUUUCAAAGGUAUCGUAAAAUUUGCACGGGAAUAGUAAGAAAUUAAUCAGAAGGCGCAAUUUAUUUCAAACCUUCAUUUUACCUAGUGUAGUCCAAUUUAAGAAUUAUUUCGUCAAUACGUGAGAACUUGAGUCAUUAUAUUCUUCUCAAAAAAAACUUCGAAAACUCGCAGCUUAGGCCUUAGUUAUACCUUUUUGCUCAAACGACUCUGUCCUUCCCAACUCUCAUAAGGAGAAUCGGGAAGGACAUAUUUUUGCGCGGUGGUCAAACUUAACAUGAUUUUGGUCUGACAGCGAAAAUGAGUAAGUACGCGUUAUUAACUUAGCCAAAU
Pocillopora meandrina is the source of this 4278-nucleotide messenger RNA. The record is from the annotation of a GenBank genome assembly. Lineage: Eukaryota; Metazoa; Cnidaria; Anthozoa; Scleractinia; Pocilloporidae.